Tarenaya hassleriana is the source of this 1180-nucleotide messenger RNA. RefSeq lists its product as uncharacterized. The transcript has 9 exons. NCBI's taxonomy places the organism in Eukaryota, Viridiplantae, Streptophyta, Magnoliopsida, Brassicales, Cleomaceae. Gene Ontology annotation, molecular function: protein-containing complex binding. The coding region runs from base 184 to 1044 and encodes 286 amino acids. Gene Ontology annotation, cellular component: mitochondrion. The record is from RefSeq and is a predicted model, not a curated record.
GAAAGGAUACACGUAGACAAACGAUCACCCUCUCACUCCUACAUCGGUUUUGCCUCCGAGCGAUCGUAAUGCUUCUUCUGCCACUCCGCAGAAAAUUUCUGCAGCGUAAUUUCUUAUAAGAAAUCCAAAGACCCUCUUCUCGGAUUCGAAAUUAGGUCGAAAUUUUCCGCCUCAAGUGCGACGAUGUUAAGGUCUCUGGUUCAGAUACGGUCACGGGCGUCGCCAGUCGCAACAAUCUCUUCAAUGAAUAGGAGAGGAAACGAGAGGCUUUUGUCGUCGACUAGUUCUGAUAACAGUAGUAGUGAACACUUAAAAGCCGAGAAUGCAAAAAGCAACGGAUCAAAUACGGAGGACAGGAUAUUGGUUCUUGGGGGAAAUGGCUACGUGGGUUCGCACAUAUGCCAAGAAGCACUGAGACAAGGUUUGGUUGUGUCGAGCCUUAGCAGGUCUGGAAGAUAUUCUCUACACGAAAAUGAUUCCUGGGUUGAGAAUGUAACUUGGCACCAAGGCGAUCUGCUUUCACCGGAUUCUCUGAAGCCUGCUCUAGAUGGAGUUACAUCUGUGAUUUCAUGUGUUGGAGGGUUUGGCUCCAACUCGCAUAUGUUCAAAAUCAAUGGAACUGCAAACAUCAAUGCCGUUAAAGCUGCUGCAGAACAAGGUGUGAAAAGAUUUGUGUACAUAUCAGCUGCUGAUUUCGGGAUUAUGAAUUACCUGCUGAGAGGAUAUUACGAGGGAAAGAGGGCAACUGAAGCUGAGAUUUUGGAUAAAUUCUCCAACAGAGGGAUUAUUCUCAGGCCAGGAUUCAUACAUGGCACUCGUCAGGUCGGAAGAAUUAAGCUGCCACUUAGCAUAAUCGGAGGUCCUCUAGAGAUGGUUCUGAAGCAUGCAAAGUUUUUGACAAAAGUUCCUCUUGUUGGACCUCUGCUCAUACCUCCUGUCAAGGUUACUUCCGUCGCGAAAGUGGCCGUACAUUCUGCAACGGCCGAUCUUGACUUCCCCUCUGGUGUCAUCGACGUUCAUCAAAUUCUUCACCUCGGGCAAUGAAAUGACAAUUUGAUAUGUCAGUUGUUUCUUUUGAUUCAAUCUUGAGAAUAGAACCAUUGGAGGUUCUGAUAUGUAAUAAUAACAGUUGCUCGCACAGAAGAUAUUCCAACAUCUGAAUGAGAGAUUUAUCAACCAA